AUGGCUAGUACUGCUGGUAAAGCUGCUAUCGCAUGGGCUGCCGGCGAACCAUUUUCCAUUGAGGAUGUCCAGGUUGCCCCUCCCAAAGCCCAUGAGGUUCGCAUUCAGAUUCUCCACACGGGUGUCUGUCACACCGAUGCCUAUACUCUCUCUGGAAAAGACCCAGAGGGAGCUUUCCCUGUCAUCCUGGGCCACGAGGGUUCAGGUAUCGUUGAGUCAGUUGGUGAAGGCGUGACUAAUGUCAAGCCUGGUGAUCAAGUAAUCGCGCUUUAUACCCCGGAAUGUGGUGAGUGCAAGUUCUGCAAGUCGGGGAAGACCAACUUGUGCCAGAAGAUCCGUGCCACUCAGGGUAAAGGUGUGAUGCCCGACGGAACAACUCGCUUUAAAGCACGAGGCAAAGAUAUCCUGCACUACAUGGGAACAUCGACAUUCUCUCAAUAUACGGUUGUUGCUGAUAUCUCAGUUGUGGCUGUUACUACCAAAGCACCCACUGAUCGUGCGUGUCUGUUGGGCUGUGGGAUAACGACCGGAUAUGGUGCUGCAACGAUUACUGCCAAAGUAGAGCAAGGAUCUAAUAUUGCCGUUUUUGGUGCUGGGUGUAUCGGUUUGUCUGUGAUUGAAGGUGCAGUGAAAAAUAAAGCUGGUAAGAUUAUCGUGGUUGAUGUCAAUGAUGAUAAGGAACAGUGGGCGCGCAAGUUUGGUGCUACAGAUUUUGUGAAUCCUACCAAGCUCGAGGGAAAGACCAUUCAGGAACAACUGAUCGAGAUGACUGAUGGGGGAUGUGAUUAUACUUUCGACUGUACCGGAAAUGUCGGUGUGAUGCGUGCUGCUCUAGAAUCCUGUCAUAAGGGAUGGGGCGAGAGUAUUAUUAUUGGAGUAGCUGCAGCCGGUCAAGAAAUCUCGACCAGGCCAUUUCAACUUGUGACCGGGCGAGUGUGGAGGGGUUGCGCAUUCGGUGGUAUCAAGGGUCGGUCUCAGCUACCCAGUCUUGUCGAUGACUACGUCGCUGGCUACUUGAGGGUUGAUGAAUACAUAACUCAUCGUGAAACACUGGGGACCAUCAAUACGGCAUUCCAGCAUAUGAAAAGUGGUGACUGUAUCCGGUGUGUGUUGGAUAUGAAAGUCUAA
Messenger RNA from Aspergillus bombycis, 1128 nucleotides. Its product is annotated as S-(hydroxymethyl)glutathione dehydrogenase/class III alcohol dehydrogenase. Gene Ontology annotation, cellular component: cytosol. The coding region runs from base 1 to 1128 and encodes 375 amino acids. Gene Ontology annotation, biological process: formaldehyde catabolic process. The transcript has 5 exons. Gene Ontology annotation, molecular function: zinc ion binding; S-(hydroxymethyl)glutathione dehydrogenase [NAD(P)+] activity. NCBI's taxonomy places the organism in Eukaryota, Fungi, Ascomycota, Eurotiomycetes, Eurotiales, Aspergillaceae. The record is from RefSeq and is a predicted model, not a curated record.